GAAUUCAAAAUGAGUAUUAACACCAACUGGCAGGUAGAGAAAUACAAAUACCCAUUUGAGAGUGAGGAACACUGGAAACUCAAGAAAGAAUUCUUGCUAGCACACAAGAGCAAUGUUCCUGAAGAACAGCUGGUAUGCCUUGCACAGGUGUAUGUAAAUGUUAAGCUGCUUGGGUGCAGGUAUCCAGCAGAGACAAUGAAAAAGAUUUCAGCUCUUGGUGUCAAUCUAGGUAAAGAGUACAAAGAGAUGCAGAAGACGCGGCUUCAACGUACCUUCGUCAAGGCUUCUGAUGCCGCUGAAGCCAAAAUCAUGAGAGCUCCAAAGAGAAAGAUUGAAGACACAAAUCAGAGUAACAAAAUUACAAAGAAAGUGCCCUUAGCUCAGAGACCCGUAGCAUUUGUUAAGUCUAGUGACAACCAGACGGCAAAGCAGAAAGCAAAAGAAGACCUUGCUGACACUCAGGAACCAAAGCCACCCAAGCAGAAGAAAAUGGCACAGAAUAACGUCAGUACGUUAGUCGCUAGACACGAAACAGACCAGCAAUACAGGAACACCAGUACAAUGCCCUUAUCUCAGAGACCCUUAGCCUUUGUGAAAUCCAGUGAGGUCCUUCAUUUGGGGAAAGACCCACCAGACACUCCUGAAAUAGAAAUGAAUGAUGAGGAGGUAGAAGAAGCACAAACAGAACCAGCCAGAAAACCAGUCUCCAGCCAAAAUGAUCAGCCAUGGAACAUCAACCUUGCAGCGAAUAAAUAUGUAAUAGCUGUUCAGAAUAAUUCCAAAUUCACUAAUCCUGUAGGGCAGCCCAAAGGUUUGUCCUCGGGAAGGGAAAUAAGUCAAUCGGGUGCUAGGGCCGGAAGAGGAGCAAAAAGGGCUGGUCCAUCUUUCCAAGGGCCAGCACCCACACCUGCAUUUAGUCAGACCAACACCAUUGCCCCCUCAAAUGGAAUGCAACAGAGGCAAGGACAGAAACCAUUCAUGAAAUUCAAGAUCAACGAGAGGGACCCCCUGGCCAGAUUUGUGAUUUUGGAGCAUGAAUACGUAGACAACUACUCGGCGAUCAGCACCGUUAACCAGUCAGCCAACAUCUCCCAUAUGCAUAUAGAGUUCAAAUUUAGUGAUUGCGGUAUUAACACGGAGUGUGCGGUGUUGAUACAGGGACAACAGGUUGGUAAGGCCAAGGAACCCACCAAGAAAGCCGCCAAGGAGAGUGCAUCGGCACAAGCACUCGAGGAACUCCGGCGCAGGUGCUAUACUCUCAAGAUCUUGAAGAAGCACGCAUCAGAGGAGGAGGUGUCCAUCACCGACGUGGAUGGAAGGGUGUCCAAGGUAAAUGACGUAGGUGCCUCCUUAGACAAGCCCAUGGAGGACUCGUCCGUAGGUAGCAGGCUUCUCAAGAUGAUGGGCUGGAGUGGCGGAGGACUAGGCAAGGAGGAGUCAGGCAUCACAGAACCUAUCAGGCCAGCUACUGUAUUUGGGCGUGAAGGACUGGGUCAUCAGGAGCAGGGCGUCACACAAAAGUUCCGCUCGUACAUCAGGAAUCUCCUGUCAGACUUUUCUAGGGGCACUAGCCUCAAGGACUUGGCCUUCUCGCCAGAGUUCUCCAGGGAGCAGCGGGCCGAGAUACACAUGGCUGCUCGUAAAUUCAAGCUAAAGACCAAGAGUUUUGGCGAAGGACAGAACCGCUUUUUGGUGCUGUCCCGCAAGUUCUCAGCCCUUGAGCUCAUCGAGAAGAUCAUGCAGGAGGGCGGGACGAGCAAGUACGAGGUUGUGCCACCAAGGCGCUAGUAACAGGGGGGGCAGUUUUAUGUCAAAAGGAACACAUUGCAGGACAGUGCUGUUUGCAAGGAGGGCAUUGUUGCUGAAGUUCCCCCCCCCCCCCCAUUCCCUUUUCCAAACACACUUAUAGUAUGCUAUAUAUAUAUAUAAAUAUUCAUGUUUUAAUAUGUAUAUUUAUUUACACAUAUUUGUGUUUUCUUGAAUUUGCUAGAUUUUCUUUUGGUAGGGAUCUUAUGUUUUGACUCGGUAUUCCACUGCAGCCCAAGUCCCUUGACAUGCAAGUCAAAAAGGGCAUUAUUACAUAAAGUAUAUUUCUGUAGUGCUGUAUUUCUAACCAUGUUGAAGAAACAAAUAUUUUAACAGUGUAAUGCAGCUGUAGCGGACUUCAAUGUCAUUAUUUCAUCAGAUGUCUACUUAGGAGAACUUUUCUUAUCUGUUUUUGUUUGUUGUUCAGCUAAUCAUUUGUCCUAUGGUUUUUGAUAUCUUAAAGUAUGUAAGGUAUACAUACAUACAGUAUAAUGUUUAGAUUAAACAUUCAUUGUAAACAAGAUUUAUAUUACACAAAUUUCAUAAUAUUUUGUGUUUGAAUGGCAUAAUAAGAACCCAGAUUAUUUAAGUGUUUGUGAAGUCAUAGUAUAUUUUGAUUUUUUUUGAGGCAUGAAUAGGUAAAGUAAUCUUUAUGUUAUUUAUUUAUUUUAAUUUUUUUCUAUUCAUUUGUUUAUUUCUUGUAAAAUCCUACUAAGUGAACUGAGAUGAUGGUGUUAUGUAUUCUGUACAAAUGAAAUGUUAAAAAAGAAGAAGAUAUUUCUGUAGUGAGAGAUACAUCCACAAAAGAAAUUCAGAAAUAAAGUUAUAGAUCAACA
Penaeus vannamei (Pacific white shrimp) is the source of this 2642-nucleotide messenger RNA. The record is from RefSeq and is a predicted model, not a curated record. Lineage: Eukaryota; Metazoa; Arthropoda; Malacostraca; Decapoda; Penaeidae.